This is a messenger RNA of Cylas formicarius (sweet potato weevil), 1687 nucleotides long. Its product is annotated as tetratricopeptide repeat protein 5-like. Bases 115 to 1461 code for a protein of 448 amino acids. The transcript has 8 exons. Lineage: Eukaryota; Metazoa; Arthropoda; Insecta; Coleoptera; Brentidae. The record is from RefSeq and is a predicted model, not a curated record. Gene Ontology annotation, molecular function: protein binding.
CAGCUUAAAUUUGACAUAACCUUAAAAGUAAACUGUAUCUUGUGGGAGGUCACAAAUUUUUUGUACAAGGAUGUUUUACUGAAUAGUCAAUGAACGUAUAGAUGGAUACGAGAUAUGGACUUUCCAUUUGAGUCGCAAUGUAGCGGAUGCGAUAUAAACCACGACGAUAUUUUGGAAUUUCUCGGGGAAGUUGUAUCGCAUAUAUACGCUUUUAGAGACAGGUAUUUCGAAAACCACGGAAUCGAUGAAGCACUAAAGAAAAAUGAAGAGAUUAAACAGGUGCUGGACAAAGAUAAACACAUUUUUCAAAAACAUGAACAAUUGGCGUUGAAACUUAAUAAAGCAAAAUACAAUUUUUUGAAAGGCAAGUUAUUAAAUGUACUACCUGAUUAUUCCCAAGAAGCAGAAAUUUUACUGUCAAAGGCGAUUAAAUUAGAUCCAAAGUUAGUGGAUGCGUGGAAUGAAUUGGGCGAGUGUUACUGUAAAAAUAAUGAUUUAAUAAAAGCCACAAGUUGCUUUGAAGGUGCAUUGAAAGAGAAAAAAAAUAAAAUUUCACUAAGGAGUCUUUCAAUUUUAUCAAGACAAGCAGAAUGCAAGAACAAUGAAGAAAAAGUGCAAAAUAUAGAGAAAGGGCUCAGCUAUGCCAAAGAGUCUGUACAAUUGGACCCUAAAGAUGGACUCUCGUGGGCUAUUCUAGGAAAUGCACAUCUCUCUUAUUUCUUUGGAAUACAGCAAAAUCCUAGAAUAUUAAAACAGUGUUUGGGGGCAUAUUCUCAGGCAGAAAAAGAUAUAGUAGCAAAAAGCACUUCCGAUUUACACUAUAAUAAAGGAAUAACAUUAAAGUAUGAGGAAGAAUUCCAAUUGGCACUUGAGUGCUUUAAUGAGGCAUCACUAUAUGAUCCCACAUGGGAACCUCCUAAAACUAAAGAGAAACAAUUACUCAGGUAUUUAGCCGAGAUUCAAGAGUUGGUGAUAAUGAAAGGCAAAAUGAAACCUAAAAAAUUGCAGCAAAUAUUACAGUCUAUUGACAACAAGAAACUUGGACCUUACGGUGGCGGAAGUUAUACAUCAUCUAGCGGGCAAACUGUAAAGCUUAUAGAAACGCCAUUUAAUAGAUUGAUCUCUGGAUUAAAUGAGGAAAAGGUCGUUUUAGGUAAAGUUGUGUGCUCUGUGAGGAACGAAGAUUCGGUGCCGUUCACAUUUUGUAUGGUUGAUAAAAAUGGAGAGUGUAUUGUUGUAAGUGUCUUUAAUUUGGCAGAUGGAAAAGGGGUAAUCAUUGGAGACUCGGUUGCCAUCCCAGAGCCUUUCAUAACUGACAUAGACUUCAGUUAUAGAGAAAAUACAUUUAAAUUUAGACUCGUGAGGGUCGAAACUCCUGUGAUAUUGGUUGUCAAUGGAAAAAAAAUUGGCAAGGAGUUGCAGGCUGGCGUGCAAAUGUCGAUUUCGAAAAAAUUUGACUGAUUUUUUAUUAUUCUUCUUUUUAUAAAAUUGCAAGUAUUUUUUUUUAAUUUGGUUAGGAUUAGCAUAGUUUCCCAAAUGAAACUAAUUUUCCGUAGUCUUUCAGAAUGCAAAGGAUAAAAUUCAUCAGACCAAUCUUUUGAAGAGCUUUAAGAAAUAAUCCGGUAAUAUUAUUGCUAUUUAAUUUGUUGUAAACAUUAGGUACAUUUUCUUAUCUUGUUAAUUACUU